AUGUAUGAGAUUUACAUGGAGACCUGUGGGCAAAGUGCUCAGAACCAAGUCAAACCCGCCACGUUUGGGAAGUGUGAAAAUCAUUCACCAAUAAAGACAGACCCAGUCGGAUUGCCUUUGUCUGAAUUCAGGAGAUGUCCACUCUGGGAGCAAGAACUGGCAAAAAAGUACUCCUACAGAACGAUGGCCUUUCUUGCUGAUGAAUACUGCAACUAUUGUCAAGACAUUUUACAAAACGUGGAGGACUUGCUUACUUCCUUCUGGAAAUCUCUGCAGCAAGACACAGUCAUGCUGAUGUCAUUGCCUGACAUGUGCCAGCUCUUUAAAUCCUACGACGUACAGCUGUACAAGGGAAUUGAGGACAUUCUCCUUCAUGACUUUUUGGAAGAUGUCUCGAUUCAGUACCUGAAAUCUGUCCGGUUAUUUAGUAAGAAAUUUAAGCUGUGGCUACUUAAUGCUUUGGAAGGUUUUCCAGCCCUCCUACAGAUCUCCAAGCUCAAAGAAGUUACCGUGUUUGUCAAAAGACUGAGAAGAAAGACAUACCUUUCCAACAUGGCAAAGACUAUGAGAAUGGUGUUGAAAAAUAACCAGAGGGUCCACAUCCUGAAGUCAGACGUACGUGCCAUCAUUAGUCAAGGGCUUCCGGAUAUUUCUAAGAAAGCCCUGCCGAGUAACCUGAGCUGCGUGGACGAGCUGGAGAAGAACACGGAGAUGAAAUGUUUAAGCAGUUUGAUUUCUUUGCUGGGGACGUCAACAGACCUCAAUGUAUUCCUGAAUUGUGUAUCUUCAAAUCUCCAAGCAAUCGUCUUCCAGCCAAGCAGAAGCAAAGAGGAGUUUAUCGAAUUGGCCGCCAGCUUCCAGCUAAGAUGGAAUUUUCUUCUCACCGCUGUGAGCAAAGCCAUGACCCUCUGCCACAGAGACAGUUUCGGCUCCUGGCAUCUGUUUCAUUUGCUGCUUCUGGAAUAUGUGAUCCAUAUUCUCCAGUCGUGCAUAGAAGAGGAAGAGGAGGACAACGUGGGAAACUUUAAGGAAAUGCUCCCAGAUGACCAGUCUCUCAUCCAGCCAGAUGAGGCAAUUGUCCACCCUCCAGAUUCUUUACCAACUCAAGACUAUGAAAGUCCAAGUGUGGAUCCACCCUGGGUGUCGCUGAAACACGUGAGCCAGAGCCGAAGUCCCGUGGGUGUGAGCAGUGUGGCUCUCAGUGUCCUGGGCUUCCUGGUCGACACUGCCACGGGCAAUAAGCUCAUCCAGGUGUCAUUGGAAGACAGAGCCACCGAGAGCACGGUCAAACUCAGCCUUCCUCUGGGACAGGAGGCCCUUGUGACCCUGGAAGAUGGACAAAAAUUUGUGAUUCAGAUAUCAGAUGUACCCCAAAGCUCUGAACAUAUUUCUUUCGGGGAAAGCAAUGCUGAUAUGUAAGAUUAUUUAUUUGAAUAGGACAUGGGAAAGUAUAGAUUUUCAUUCUUAAAAAU
Equus quagga is the source of this 1472-nucleotide messenger RNA. RefSeq names its product regulatory factor X8 (gene RFX8). Lineage: Eukaryota; Metazoa; Chordata; Mammalia; Perissodactyla; Equidae. The record is from RefSeq and is a predicted model, not a curated record. Gene Ontology annotation, molecular function: RNA polymerase II cis-regulatory region sequence-specific DNA binding; DNA-binding transcription factor activity, RNA polymerase II-specific. Bases 1 to 1419 code for a protein of 472 amino acids. Gene Ontology annotation, biological process: regulation of transcription by RNA polymerase II. The transcript has 11 exons.